Ochotona princeps (American pika) is the source of this 2762-nucleotide messenger RNA. RefSeq names its product spermatogenesis-associated protein 31D4-like. Bases 54 to 2762 code for a protein of 902 amino acids. The transcript has 5 exons. The record is from RefSeq and is a predicted model, not a curated record. Lineage: Eukaryota; Metazoa; Chordata; Mammalia; Lagomorpha; Ochotonidae.
AGUGGAGCUGUGCACAGAACUCAGUUGCCUCAGGCAGCCAUGUGAUUCUGACCAUGGACGAUGUUCUCUCACUUCUGAAGAGCUGCACUGAGCCCUGGCUGAGCUUUGGCUCAGAGUACUUAGGUGCUGUCCCCAGCUUCAUCCUGCUCAAUGUGGUGGGGCUGCUGCUGCUCUACCUUUGUUACCUGCUGUUACCAACCAAGCAUCGGAGCAGAGCCAAGAGGAGGAGGAAAGGCGGAACACACAGAGGUUGUAGAUCUCACAGAAGAGAGGCAGAGAAGAAGAAGCUACUUAACAUUCUAAAAAGACCCCUGGGCCACCACCAUGACAGCACACACUUUCGUCACAUGUUGUGUCCAGACCCCUCCUGUGAGGUGUGUAAUAGAACAACAGCAGAGAUCCAGCAGCUGCUGUCCCAGGAAUCCCUGCAAGAUGCUGCUCUCUCUGAGUAUUUUUCAUCCUCCACUGAUUCUAUGAUUGAGACCUCAGUAUGUCUCACCUCUGACCUCUCCACAAUUCCUCCAGGAGAUGCAACAGCAUUCCCUCUGGCUGAGCGCUCUCCACCACCCUGCUCAACUGUCUCAACUAACCUGGAUACCUCCUGUGAGGACUUCAUCUCCCCCUCCAAUCUGGGUGAUUCUCUGCCCCCAGAGCUUCCUCCUUGCCUGGAUUUCUCAUUCCCAGGGGACCAUUUGCCAUCACAACCACUGGCCCUCCCCAUUCCUCCACCUCCUUCCAGCCAGGAGACAGAUCCUGUGUUCCAAGCAGAUAUCACUGUGACUCUGGGAGACAGCCUUGGUCUAGUGUCCACGCAUGAACCAAAAACCAAAGACGCUUCCUCUACUAACCUGGCAGCAUUGGAAAUCUGGAAUCAGACACGUGCCAAGAGCUUGUCCACCUCAAACCUGGCGCAAGGUGAUGCCAAGAAGAAUAUUCUUGGUCUCUGCCCAUCCAAGAUAUCCAGUGGAGUUGCCUCUGCCCCCAACCUUGUAGGCGCUCAUAACUUAUUAUAUGUCAGUCCAGAUGCUCUUGUACUGCUAGAGAGACAAGUCAGAAAGAGGGGUGAUUUCCUGACACACAAGGAAAGGGUAAAGGAAACAGAGUAUUUUCUAAACCCACCGAGGCCAGAUCUCCCACUUCAAUCUCCAGGGAAAAUGUUAGAGUCCAUUCAUGAUAAUAAGUAUGAUUCAGCAGUCUCCCUUCCUUUCUGGCGUAGCAAAGACAAACCAUUUAGGCUGCACAAGCAUCAGCAACCCACAUGUCCUGCAACAUCUGCGGGCCAUUUACGAAAGAAAUAUUUCCAGCUUCCUUGGGGUGGCCCAGUUCGGCACCAUGAUUUCUUGUACCCUGCUGGGGUCUAUUCAUCAACGCUUGUUGUCUUCAGUAGUAUGUAUGAUACCUCCACAUCCCAGGAAUCUGCAACAGUUUCCCAUCCACAGACUGAAGAAUUCCCAGCACACUCUGAUGUCCAGGCCCAUGAAUCCCCAGAACUCUUUGAUGAUCAGACUCAAGAGUACCUAGAACUUCCUGCUCCUCAAACUCAGGUGUCCCCAGCACUUUCUGCUCCCCAAACUCAGGAAUCUCCAGCACUCGCUGAUGUCCAGGCCCAGGAAACUCCAGCACUCGCUGAUGUCCAGGCCCAGGAAUCUCCAGCACUCGCUGAUGUCCAGACCCAGGAAUCUCCAGCACUUGUUUCCCAAGCUCAAGAAUCUCAAACAUUUCUUGUUACCCAAACUCAGGGGUCCCUAGCAUUUUCUGAUUCCAAACCUCUGUUGGAAUCUGAGAUUCAGAGUCAAUCCUUGCCUCAAGACAUGCCCCAAUUGCAGUCCCAACUUUUCACACAGAACCAACCUCAGUACUCUGUCUCAAUCUUGCCACCUUAUCUUUUCCCCCAAAUCAACACCACCAAUGAAUUUUUGAAUGAGGCAGAGUCUCUCAUACCAUCUGAGAUGGAACACUUGGAACAUCAUAUGUUGAAGAAAAAGCAGGAAAAUUUGUGGGGUAUACCCACUGUGGUCCAUAAGUCUCAGAAAGACUUUUGCCCUCCAGCUCCCAACUUUCCCUUGGAAAGCCAAUCAUGCAAGGCCCACAUUCCUGUCUCCAUCCUGCCUGGAGAUUUUGCCCUGAGCAGUGAGCUUCGGGAGAAACUAGAGCACCACCUGCUAAAGAGGCUCAUCCAACACCAAUGGGACCUACCCUGUAAGGUCCUUGAGUCUCUGUUUCUGAUUAACCCUCAGACAGACAGUCUUGACAGCCCUCGGUCAAGGAGCAAUCAGGGACCCUCAGAGAAUUCUCUGUUUAAAGGUCAGAAAAACAAGGAUUCAGUGGAUUUGAGACUGAACCCACCUGGAAGCUUCUAUAAGAAGAACUUUGGAAUGUUUCCUCUAGAAAAAUAUAUGGGCAAGUCCCAGGGGCCUAUGCUGGAGUGUGGUUCACGUGAUUAUCAGAAAAGUGACUCAGAGAAGUCCUCAGAUAUGGGUAUACAGUCUGACUCUGAGGAAGAUCUAGAAUGCCAAGGGUUGCAUUUAUCAGGAAAUAAUUCAAGGGCCUCAUGGAUGAGUCUAAGUGAGAAACAACUUGCAAAUGGCCCAACACCUGCCCGUAUGGGCAAGAAAGUAAAGGAAAUCAAAGAGUGUCCGAUCCAUAAGACUGUGCAUGGUUUUCAUCAUUCUGCCAGGAAGACAUCGCCUCUUCAUGAAAAAUCCCAUAGCAGAGUGAAACAAAAAGAAUUGGCUCCAUUGAAAACCCUGUUUCAGAGGUGA